ACCAGCUUCCCAUUGGGAGCUUUUCUCAAUAGGACUUCUCUGAUUGUACAAGCCAAACCGGAUGUUCACGUGGAACCUUCCCCAAAUCUGGUGGUGGCAAAGCUGCCGUAUCAAACCGUAGCUGUUUGUGUGGCCAGAGCAGCCAAGCCAGCUGCUAAUAUCACUUGGCGGACGGGCGGAUUGGAUUAUAAUUCAUCAGAGCAUGUAAUUCGGAAUGUCAAUGGGACGGUAACCACAGAGAGUCAACUGGCCAUGAUCUCAGGAGCAGGAAUAAAGGACCACAGUGUGACUUGUAUCAUCUCACAAGGGUUAGCCUUAUCACCGACUGAGAAGCAGCUGACCAUACAGAACGUACAAUGU
Messenger RNA from Staurois parvus, 360 nucleotides. Lineage: Eukaryota; Metazoa; Chordata; Amphibia; Anura; Ranidae. The record is from the annotation of a GenBank genome assembly.